CUCCUCUGCCUGCCCCGCUUCCUCUUCCGCCGGGAGAGAGCUGAGCUUCCCGGGCAGAGAACCUGCAGCCCGGGCUGAGCCGCUGCUGCUCCCCAGCGGGGUCUGUGAGGAGAGAGAACUGCACUGACCCCCCCUCCCCUCUGUGCCCAGCCGGGGGGACUUUCUGCGGCAGCUGGAACCAGCCCCUGGGGCAGCCCCGGGCUCUGCCGACACCAGCCCCUGAGCCGGAGCCUGCAGGGGCCAGCGGCCGGCAAGGAGGUGGGUGUGUAUUCCACCAUGGAGCCGUGCGUCCUGCUGGAUCCUCACCAAAAAGCCCUGUACAGGGACGUCAUGCAAGAAAGCUACGACACCCUGAUGUCGCUGGAAUUUCCCUUUCUGAAAGCGGAGGUGAUCUCCCGACUGGAACGGCGUCGCAGAGGCUCCAAGGAGAGGGAGAUCCCAGCAGCGUCUGGCCCAGGUGAUGGGACGGCGAGUGAGACCGAGGAGGAGAAUCCCCCGAAGGAAGGCCCUGAGCCAGCAGAACCACGGGAGAUGCUGCCGGAAGGAUUUUCAGGAGCUGUUUGCCAGGGGCCUGCUGGGGUGAGGCUGGGAGGGGCAGGGAGGAGACAGGGCAAACCCACCCCUCAGGGGCCCAGCCCCAAGAAACUGCAGGAUAUCACAGCUCACCAGCGAACACCCCAGGGCCAGAAACCCUACCCGUGCCAGGACUGUGGCAAGAGCUUCAUCUGGAGCUCGCACCUGGAGCGGCAUCGGCGCGUCCACACAGGCGAGCGCCCCUAUGCCUGCCCUGAGUGCGGUGAGCGCUUCACCCAGAGCUCCCACCUCCGGCAGCACCAGCUGGCCCAUGGCGGCGAGCGCCCCUACAAGUGUGGCGACUGUGGCAAGCGCUUCGGUGACCCGCCAGCCCUGGCAGCCCACCGGCGCGGCCACCUGGAGGACAAACCCUACCGCUGCGCCCAGUGCGGCAAAGGUUUCGCCUGGAGCUCCCACCUGGAGCGUCACCGGCGCGUCCAUACUGGCGAGCGGCCCUACCGGUGCAGGGAGUGCGGGGAGGCCUUCGCCCAGAGUGCCCACCUCACCAAGCACCGCCGGACCCACACCGGGGAGCGCCCCUACCGCUGCCCCCACUGCGGGAAGGGCUUCGGGGACAGCUCUGACCUCACGCGACACAAACGGACCCACACAGCUGGGAGCAUCAGGCAGCGCCAACAACCCGCUCGCAAGCAGAGUCCGGCCAAGCCCAGGAAAGCUCAGCAGAAGGGGAAACACAGCCGCUGCAGCCAGGGCGCUGGGGAGAGCUUGGGGCGACCACAACAGCAGCAGGGUCCCCAGUGCCAGGACUGCAGGCUGGGCUCCAAGCCCCGGAGAGCCCACCAGGAGGGGACGUGCAGCUGCUUCAGGGAGAGCUCGGAGCUGUUUCAGGGUUCAGAGGCCCUGGGACCCCAGCCCAAGCGGAAAUCCCACCCCUGUGGGCACUGCGGGAAGGUCUUCACCUGGAGCUCCCACCUGGAGCGGCACCGGCGCGUCCACACCGGCGAGCGGCCCUAUGCCUGCCCCGAGUGUGGCGAGCGCUUCGCUCAGAGCGCCCACCUCACCAAGCAUCGCCGGACCCACACCGGCGAGCGGCCCUACACCUGCCCCCACUGUGGGAAGGGCUUCGUUGAGAGCUCCGACCUGGCACGGCACCGGCGCACCCACACCGGGGAGAAGCCCUACAGGUGCGGGCAGUGCGGGAAAGGCUUCAGUGUCCGCUCGGCCCUCACCAAGCACCACAGGGAGCACGCGGGGAGCACGCCAUGAGUGGUUGCCACCGAGAGCCUGCGCCAGGCUGCCCCGUCCCUCAGGGAGAGGAGAGGAAAACCUGGCACUUCCAUUUCACAUUGCACGCUUGGGAGAAGGCCCCCGGGAUGGCCCGAGGGCCUCUGGGCUUGAGACACCCCCGCCACACGGGACGGCCCAAGGGCAUCUAGACCAAGACCCCUCCAGGACGGCCCGAUGGCCUCACUACCUCUGAAAACCCAUGCUGGAAAGCACACUUCCAGCUUUAGUACUGACGUAUCCUAAAAGUGACUCUUCAAAUGUGGCUGUUUUGUCACCCUAUAGUGCCCUGCAAUCACAGGGGCUCCGUUUCCCAGCAAUAAGAUCUUUAUUCUCACUGCCAGCCCUGGGAUGGAAGAGAAGCACUGGGUUCUUUCCUUCUCACGCGUCAUCACCAGGAAUAAAGGGUUCACGGGGCGAAUUCUUGCUUGUGCAGCCGCUGGCACCCUCACCCUCUGUGACCCCUCCAUGACAGAUUUCAUGCCCCGAGGGCCAUACGUAGGUCGACCCCCCGUGGAGACGCAGCUAGGUUGAUAGAUUCUUCCCUCCACUUCACUACUGCCUCUCAGAGAAGUGGAUUUACUGCAUCACUGGAAAAUCCCCUUUUGUCAGCGUAGGCAGCAUCCCAGCUGCAGUGCCGUAGAUGUGUUGCUGCCGUGGCUGUAGAGCAGAUGUGGCCUCAGAAGCAGUUCUGUUGCGAUUGCCCAGGGUGGGAUGGGGCAGUUGCAGGGCAAACGGGAGAUAGAGGCAGCAAGCACUCGAGGCCCGACUCUGCUACAUGCAGGGAGCAGGGCAGCGGGGUGGAGAAAAGGGGCCAGUCCUGUGGGAUACGUUCUCAGAUUGCAAUCACAAGAAGAAAAAUGUGCUACAGGGGGUGAGUGGCCAUAGUGUGUCUCCUCUCUCCACCACCGGCCUAUACGGCUGGGACUCCUUUACAGCAGGAUGACCGAAAGGGGAACCAGCCCCUUUAAACUUUCUUUAAAGAACGUUGAGCGUUGAAGAGGUUGACCCUAAAAGAAAGUGGCAAAUAACCAGCCAGGGGGUCUGGCUUCAGGGGUUUCAGAAUCUGGCUGGUCCAAAUUUUAAUUUUUCAUUCCAUUCCGAGAAUGACAUUUUUUUCAUGAAAAAUCUUUCUUGCUUUUUUCUUUUUUUUAAGGAUGAAAAAAAAUCUGAAAUUCAAAACGUUUUCCUCUCCAAUUCAAGGAUUCCGCUUUGGAGGGGGAUCGAGGGUUGUUGGUGCAUGCGUGCAUGUGUCUUUUUUCUGCGUUCUCUUUCUAUUUAACUUUCCCAUCUUUUUUUUUUUCCCCUCUGGAAGAGGAGUGGGAAUCAAAUGAGAGCAAUUUGGAGGCAGAAAAAACAUUUUCUCUAACUUUUUUUCCACUGGAAAAUUAAAGAAAAACAAAGAAAGAAAAGGUGAGAAUGGGAAAUGCAGACACAUGCAAAAAAUGAAAAUUUUGUAAAUAAAACAAAAAAUUCAAUUCAUUUUACAAUUUUGGAUUUAAAAAAAGGGGUUUCUGGGUUGAUCCUCACAAACUGUUUGACGAACAAAAUACAGACCUCUGGUUUUUAAAGGACCACAGAGUAGUACCCUGGUGGGGGGUAACUUUCAGAGAGGGUCACCAUGAUGUCAUCUCGGCCUGACCUCUUGCCUUUGAACAGGGCAGGCUAGAUUGCUCUAAAUGCCUAGUGGGGAUCUUUCCAGCUUUAUAUGCUGCAUCUCUCACCGUGGUAUCUGGGCACAAGGGUGGUGUGCAUAAUGGAGUUGCGGGGGCGUUUCUGGCAAUUCUGAAAAAUCAACGAAAAAACAUUGUUUCAGGUCAAUCCCAAAAUGAUUUUUUAAAAGUUUUCAGUAAAUUGAAAAGUUGGAAAGAAAAAUGCAUUUCUGAUCAAAUGCAGCAUUUUAUUCCACCCCAGACAAAACCAGUCUGUUUCAAUGGUGAGCCAUUUUUUAUGUUUAAAAAAGAAUAAAAUUAAAAGGAAUUUUGAUCGAA
This is a messenger RNA of Trachemys scripta elegans, 3809 nucleotides long. Its product is annotated as zinc finger protein 497-like. NCBI's taxonomy places the organism in Eukaryota, Metazoa, Chordata, Testudines, Emydidae. The record is from RefSeq and is a predicted model, not a curated record. The coding region runs from base 277 to 1800 and encodes 507 amino acids. Gene Ontology annotation, molecular function: DNA-binding transcription repressor activity, RNA polymerase II-specific; RNA polymerase II cis-regulatory region sequence-specific DNA binding. Gene Ontology annotation, cellular component: transcription regulator complex; PcG protein complex. Gene Ontology annotation, biological process: negative regulation of transcription by RNA polymerase II. The transcript has 4 exons.